Conger conger (European conger) is the source of this 2892-nucleotide messenger RNA. It is a transcript of the gene borcs6, whose product is annotated as BLOC-1 related complex subunit 6. The coding region runs from base 135 to 1505 and encodes 456 amino acids. The record is from RefSeq and is a predicted model, not a curated record. Lineage: Eukaryota; Metazoa; Chordata; Actinopteri; Anguilliformes; Congridae. Gene Ontology annotation, biological process: lysosome localization. The transcript has 6 exons. Gene Ontology annotation, cellular component: BORC complex.
ACUCUGUCUGUUGGCAAACUUCAUCCCCAGGAAAUCGCUCUAGUGGUGAGUGUUUAUGUAUCCAGGUAGCUAGUAAGCUACAUGAAUUUGGAAGUCAUCUCCCUACAUUUGCCCUUUCUGCACCAGGCUAAGGGAUGAGCCAUUCCCCUGGGAUUGGUGCACAUGUGCAGGGAGCAGCCAAUGGAGUGGACACACCGGAGUCUCCAAAACUCUGUGGUGAAGAGGCCUCUCUGGUCAACAAUUCACCCACUCUGCAGCCUCUGAAAUGUGGGGAGAUAGUCUCUUGCAGGGGCCCCGAGCUCACUAUGGGGUCCCCUAUGGAGGAUGUGAACUGUGGGGGGCAGUUGGAGGAAGAGAAUGACGACACUUCACACACCUGCAACUCGGACAUGCCCUUCUUAGACACGCCCAAAUCAGAUGAUUGUUCAGAGGAGCCUCACAUAGAAGAGCCCUACUCAGAAUUCAUUAGCACAGACAUGCCCCAAAACUCCACAGAUGGGGUCCUUGACAGCUCUUUGCCUGAUGAUGCACAGAGAGUAGAGGGAGAGGGGCAGGACGAAGAAGAAGAGGAGGAGGAGGAGGAGGAAGAGGAAGAGCAGGAGGAGGAGGAGGAGGAGGAGGAGGAUGAUGAUGAUGAGGAAGACGUUCAACAGCAUCAACAAGGAGAGGAAGAAGAGCAGAACGAGGGGCAGACGUCGACGCUGCCAGUAUCCGCUGACGCUGAAGAUUCGCUUGAGCUUUCAGCAGAUUGCCCAGCAGUUUCAGAACCCCCCGCCGAGAAGCAGGUGCAUCCGCAGGAGCCCGUUCCCCGCCAGGAGCAGGAGGCCUGCCGCGGCCCCCCCCACUGCCGGGAGCCCCCCUGCCCCCCCCAUGUGAUGGCGCAGGUGCACGUGCGAAACGCACCAGAGCGGGAGCGCCUCGCGCGCGGCAUGCAGGACAGUAAGAGUCUGGAUGAGAUCAGCCAGGUGUGCGGGGGAAUGCGUGGGCGGGGGGGGCAGGCCGAGGGCCGCAGGGCCACCAUCUCCAGCGCCCUGGAACUGGAGGGAACUGUCAGCCGCGAUGGAGAGCUCACUCACUUCAUUACCAAGAACCUGGAGCACAAGAUCAGACUGAGCUCUAGACCGAGCCUGGACUCUGACUCGGAGUAUUCGGGGCGCAGUCGGGGCUCCCUGCGGCGGCCUGUGGACAUCCCGCCCAUCGACCCCGGCGUCCUGCUGGACCUGCAGAGACACACGCAGGACGUGGCCCAGAGCGUGGAGCUGAUGAUGCGCAGCCUUAACGGAACCAUCCAGAACAUGACAGCCCUGAGCGUUGGAUACAUCCAGACCUACAGGGACUCAGUGGACAGUCUGGGGGAGGCUGUGGAUAUGAGCAUAAAGGGAAUGUACACACUGAUGGCUCGCUGUGAGGAGCUGGAUCGCUCAAUGCAGCCCAUCCACACUCUGGCGCAGCAGAUCCGUGAUAUCAAGCGCACACUGGAGGCCCUGGAGACGCUUUGCAAGUAGCCCCUUUCCCAGGACCGCGCUCUCCUGACCCCCACGCCUGGGAGCUACCAUUUCCUGCCUCUACACUCCUGUCGUCCACCACCCCCUCCGGCUCAGACUGCGCCAUUGUAACCCGUGAGGAGGGGGGGGCUCUUUCUGUCUGUCUGUCUGUCUGUCUGUCUGUGUGUUUGUCUGUCUGUGCGCAGGCGCGUGUGUGCGAGUGUGUGUGCCACAGGAGCUCUCUGUGUUUGGGAAGGUCCUCGGUGCAUAGGUAGUGAGCAGGCCUCAGUGUUGCGCAGUGCCGCGCUCACAUUGGUUGGCUGUUCGAUGAGGGGAGCGGCACAGCUGCGUGUCCCGCCUGUAAAUGUGUCCCCCUGAUACGCCACUCCGAUGUCUGUUCCUCCUGGAACGCCGUCACAUGCUGGCUACCAGACUCUGAGACUCGUGCCAAUAUGAUCUCAGGUGUGUUGCUGCGGUGACAGACGCAAGGCUGUGUUCCUCUGUGACCCGUGUGUUGCCGUGGUGAUGGAUUCCGGGGUUCUCCCCCACGUGGUCCGCAUGUGUCACCACUGUGGCACGCUUAGGGUGUUUUCCUCUGUACUGUGUGUGUGUUUGUGUGUGUUUGUGUGUGUGCCAUCUGCUGGAAUGGGCUGUGCUGGAGUUAGGGGUCCAGGUACUGGAUCAGCAGGGGCUCUGUGUUGGAGAUGAGAGAUCAGCUGAUGAAGGAGGAACAGGAUCAGCAGAGGUUCUGUGUAGGAGAUCAGAGAUCAGCUGAUGAAGGAGGAACAGCAUCAGCAGAGGUUCUGUGUAGGAGAUGAGAGAUCAGCUGGUUGAGGCACAGGAUCAGCGGGGGCUCUGUGGGAGAUGAGAGAUCAGCUGGUUGAGGCACAGGAUCAGCGGGGGCUCUGUGGGAGAUGAGAGAUCAGCUGGUGGCGGAGGUACAGGAUCAGCUGGGGCUGCCUGUAAGGCCUCAGGUUCUUGACUGCACUCACUGUCCCUGUACAAUCAAUGCUAUUUCUGUAAAUAUGGUCCCUUUCUUUCCUUAACAUUUUAUUGAGUUUGUCCUGAUUGUAUAUUUUAAAAUAACACAAUAAAUUUACAAAAACUGGAAGGACACCCUGCUUGUGAUUUCCCCGGACAGUCGGCCGACGGCACUGCUGCUCCAGGCUGCGUUGUUUCUUCCUGAAGAUCGUAUAACUCCUGUAUGGGAAACGCAUUUAUGUGUACCUGUAUACUUUGAGGUCAGAUGUCAAUUAUGUACACUAAUGAGUUUGAGAAUGUUGUUUAAUAUUCAGUUUUAGUUUAUUGAAAAUACAGAGUUGGAUUUUGUCUGAACUUCCAACGCAGUUUAUAUUUCUUAACACAUUGUACAUUGCAUCCCAAGUAUUAAACUUGGCUUCAAGUUCAA